CGGGUUUGAGGUUAGGCGAAAAGUGUCAAAGUGACUCACUUGGCAUUUCGGGUGGGGUGUCUUUUUUCACGUAUUUGCCAACAACCCCUUCCUUGAUCGUUUUCAAGUCCUUGUUUUUGCGCGAGAGCAUGGUCAGGUGGUAGGCUAUUUUCGGGCGAAGUGAGGGGGCUAGUCGGUGGAGGUGUCUCAAGCGAUGGAUGGGACGUUCAAGUUCGCUGAUUUCAUUGCAGGAUGGUUUGGAGGCCUCUGUGGGGUGGUGGUGGGCCACCCCCUCGACACGAUCAAAGUCCGCCAACAGAACUUCGGCACCAACCUCUUCGUGGCGAUUUCGCGCACCUUCCGUCACGAGGGCCCCCCCGGCUUCUUCAAAGGGAUGCUCUGCCCCCUGCUCACCAUCGGCCCCUCCAACGCCAUCCUCUUCGGCGUCUACGGCAACCUCCUGCACCUCACCCUCGACAAUUACCAACCUCGCAAAAUCUCGCACACCGACUGCGAAGCCCUAAGACACGUCUUCGUCGCCGGGACGGUGGGGGGCUUCUUCCAGGCGAUCUUCGUGUGUCCUGCUGAACUGAUCAAGACGCUGAUGCAGAUCAGGACGGGGGGCGGGGGCUCCUGGCGGAGGCACUCCGAGGUGGCUUACAGCGGGUCCAUCGACGCCUUCUUCGGGAUUGUGCGGGACAGGGGGGUUCGGGGGCUCUUCAGGGGGUUUGUCCCCAUGGCAAUCAGGGAUGUCCCCACUAGUGGGUUAUAUACUAUGACCUACGAAGCCCUAAACUCGUACUUUGAGCAAUGUCAUGUGCCCCUGAUGCUGAAACAGACCAUUGCUGGGGGCGCAGCAGGGGUGGCGUCUUGGAUCUUUGUGAUUCCUUUUGAUGUGGUGAAGUCCCGGAUUCAGGCCGAUAGCUACAAUCACCCUGUAUAUAAUGGAAUGUUGGAUUGUUUCUACAAGUCGUAUCAGAAGGACGGUUUAGGGAUUUUUUUCAAGGGGGCUCCUGCGAUUAUGUUGAGGACUUUUCCGGUGAAUGCGGCACUGUUUGUGGGUUAUGAGGCUGUGUUAAGACAUCUGGAAUAAAUCACACGUGACUUACCGUAAUUUUUUUUAAUGUGAAAUAAGGGAAAUUCAAAAGGGCGGAUUUUGGCCCUUAUCUCGAAAACCAUUACUGAUAAGGGAAAACUGAUUACGUAG
Molecule: messenger RNA, 1186 nt
Organism: Tribolium madens (black flour beetle)
Lineage: Eukaryota; Metazoa; Arthropoda; Insecta; Coleoptera; Tenebrionidae
Product: solute carrier family 25 member 45
Exons: 3
Coding region: 194-1072 (292 amino acids)
Biological process (GO): mitochondrial L-ornithine transmembrane transport
Cellular component (GO): mitochondrion
Molecular function (GO): high-affinity L-arginine transmembrane transporter activity
Source: RefSeq, a predicted model, not a curated record